Messenger RNA from Dicentrarchus labrax (European seabass), 9167 nucleotides. It is a transcript of the gene ppargc1b, whose product is annotated as peroxisome proliferator-activated receptor gamma, coactivator 1 beta. Gene Ontology annotation, molecular function: transcription factor binding; nucleic acid binding. NCBI's taxonomy places the organism in Eukaryota, Metazoa, Chordata, Actinopteri, Moronidae. The coding region runs from base 34 to 2829 and encodes 931 amino acids. The record is from RefSeq and is a predicted model, not a curated record. Gene Ontology annotation, cellular component: nucleus. The transcript is spliced from 12 exons. Gene Ontology annotation, biological process: positive regulation of transcription by RNA polymerase II.
UCUCUGACUCCACGGCUCCUCAUUCACUAGAAGAUGGCGGACUGCGCUCCACUAUUAGAUGAGGAACUCUCGUCCUUUGUCUUCAAUUACCUGACAGAAAACUCCGGCAGCCAGUAUGGGGAGGAGGAGGUGUGUUCGGAUCGUUUGGACACUGACUUCCCGGACAUCGACCUCUCCCAGCUGGACACCAGUGACUUCGAUAGCGUCAACUGUCUCAGCGAGCUACAGUGGUGCAACGAUCAUUCGGCGGACGUGUCACCGGCCUCCAUCCACUACAGUACAGCAGAUGAGCUCUUUGAGAUAGAAGAGGAGAAUGCGGCUCUGCUCGCCGCUCUGACCGACAGUUUGGAUGGCAUGGUGGAUGCCGAGGUGGGCGGGCUCUCCGUCUUCCCCGCCCUGGGAGAGGAGCCUGACCAGGAAGAGGAAGAAGAAGACAGCCUUACUCUCACAGUCGAGGACUUCAGCCAGUCCCUGGGGGCCGAGACGGAGGACCCAUCUCUCCUGAAGAAGCUGCUGCUGACUCCUCCCAACGUGCCCGCGGGUAUCGACGCACACAAAGAUAGAGUCCAUGGACAUCGCUAUAGCAACAGAAGCCUACGGCCAGUCAGACCUCUAGUCAAGAGUGACCUCCCUCAGGAGAGGAAGCCCAGAGCGGUGCGUCCGGCGGGCCGCCUGUGCACCGAGCUCCACCGCCACCUCACCACAGCCCAGGACUCAGAGGACGCCGCGGCCCCAGACACAGAGGAGGACGAAGAGGAAGAAGAGGACGAGGACAGUGAGUCGGAGGAGGAUGAAGAGGAGGAAGAGGAGGAGUCUUCCAGCAGCGAGGUGGAGGGUGUGGCAGUUGUGGCCGCCGCCCCCGCUGAGCCAGCCAAGCCUCAGUUCAGCUCAGAGAAAGAACUGCACUCAGUUGUGGAGCUGAUUACAUACAUGCACACCUACUGCCUGCCCACACGCAAGCAGCAGGGCUGGGAGCGCAAGGACCGUGACCUCCAGAGGUCUCGGGCCAGACCCGAAGCCCCCCGCCUGCAGGCUGCCACAAACUCUCACAGCAGAGUUGUCUUGGUGGCUACUCCUGGGACUAGUGGGGGGGCAGGCAACAGUGCCCCAAGGAGGCUUCCCUUUGCAAGGCGGAGGGAGAUGAAGGCCAACUCCCUUCUCCGCGAGCUCCUGCAGCAGAGCAGCUCUUUCGAUGUGAGCAAGCCUUACAGACUGCACAGCCCUCCCUACUCCCACUCCCACAGUCCCAACAAAGGAGGAGUAUCUGCUCCUUCUGCCCUGGCUAAAUCAGCCCCAGCCCACUCCCUAAGCUCAACCACCCCGAAACUGGAGCUUGGUAAAGACUUUUCCUCCCCAGAUAGGAGAAACUCCUCCUCUGAGGCUCCUCAAAGCCCAGAUGAGAUUGCAGAGGACGGCGGCUCCUUCUCGGUCCGGCGCUCCCGGCGUCUGGCCUCCUUCCCCAGCCGCUACGCCAAGAGGCUGCGGCCUGGUCGGGCGAGGGAAGGAGAGGGGAAGGACAGGGAGGAGAGGGAGGAGGGACGAGGAGGGGUCAAACUCCUGCCAACCCAAGCAGGAGGGGUAACCACGACGGAGCCAGAGCAGCUGACGUCGGGUGACUGCAACGCCGGUACAACAGAGCCGACCAAACCCUGCUGCCACAGCGAAAAGCGAGCCUGCCUCUGUCUGCCUCUCAACCCCAAAUCCACAGGAGAGUCCCAGUACAGCACCAAGCCUUUUGAGCAGACACUCAGUGUGGAUCUGUGUGGAACGGCAGGUCUCACCCCUCCCACCACCCCACCUCACAAACCAGUGGAAGAUGAGCUCUUCAAACCGGCAGAGGGAGGAAAGGGUAGUGAAGGUGUAGGUGGUGGCAGCAGUGGCGAUGGUGGAGGAGGUGGCAGUGAGUCUGUUCACCCGGCUUCAAACACCAACGCCGUCUCUAAGGGCUCGUCCUGGCUGAGCCGCGCCCACCACCAGCGGAAGCUUCCAGAGCAGACGGAGCUGUACGCCCAGCUGCGGCGCAUGGGCCAGGCUGGUGACGGCGACACCCAUAGAACCUUUGGCGACCAUGACUACUGUGCGCUGAGCGUCGGGGAGAGCCGCAAGCGCAGCGCUGCCAUGCUUGGUGCCAUGCUGCAGGCGCAGGAAGGGAGCGAUGGAGUUAGCACCCUAACAGCCAAAGCAGCCGAUGAUCAGGUUUCGGAUGGAAAGGACAAGGAGAGCAGGGAACGGCUGCUGGUGUCAGACGUCGCCGAACCACUUGAGAAGCAGAGAGUGACGGUGGUGAUAUCAUCAACGCCGCCGUCAGACUGCCAGUUGGCAGCUGCCACACUACCAGCCUCAGAGGAAGAGGCGGAGCGCUCGUCUGCGUCUCGCUCACCCUCGCCCAUUCUCAACCUGUGUCCUGACUCCCCCGCCAGCAAGACAGACUCCAGUGAGAACUCGGAGAUCUGUCCCGACGACAAGCAGAGGAACAAAGCCAAGUCUGACGAGGACAACUGCCAGGUGUUUUACAUCCACAACCUGCCAGCCAGCGUGACCCAGAACAUGCUGAGGAAACGCUUCCAGGUUUUCGGCAAAGCGGAGGACUGCAAAGUCAUCAUCUGCAACGAGGAGCGCUGUGGGGUGAUAAAGAUCCGCCAGCCAGGGGUUCAAAGACACUGGAGAGAACGGGAGACUGUCCAGAAUGGACCUGCGGGCCUAAGGAGGCUAACAAGGAAACGCUACAUAGAUCUUGAUGAGGCAGGUCCGGGCCCCGUGAAAAGCAAGUACGAUGCACUGGACUUUGACACUCUGCUGAAGGAGGCCCAGAAGUCCCUGCACCGCUGACAGCACAGCACCCGUGACUGCUCAGCCUUAGUAGACUGCAGCAACACCCCUCCGACAACAUGGCUCUGCCCUCAGACAGGCCUCUCAGUACCUCCAUGCAAGGCAACCUCGCAAAAUGUUUACAUUUUUACCGUUGGAAUAAAGUAACGAUAAGGACCUUGUUGUUUUUUAAGUUUCUUUCACCGGAGGAUACUGCUUAAAAACGAGGAAGCCACUGGGAGUUCAGAGGAGAUUAAAGACAAUGGAGGAAACAGGACUUUAUACAGCAAUGGUACAACAUCUACAAACGAUAAUGAUACAGUUCUCUGCUGAACAACAAUAACAAAGCUGUCUGUGUUGGUGACAUCAUCACCCCGCCUUGGAAGAGCGGGCAUGAGAGACCUCUGUAGCAAAUCCUUGCUAUUCCUGCGUUGCGUUGGUCGUCGUGGUGUGUGUGUUUCUGCGUGUGUGUGUUCUUUGUUCUGUUUGUUUUGUAAAAAAAGAAAAAAACCUCCCUCUUUCCGGUCACGGGUGGUGAACCUGCAAGCUAUGUUCACCAUGAAGUUGUGUGGUUGUGUAACCAGAAAAAAAAAAAAACCCUGCUUUGUUUUAGCGAAAAAUUGUGGAUGUUAUAAAUUUUAAAAUCUAUUGUGUGUGCGUUAUGGACAAAGGAUAUAUUAAAAAAAAAACAUUUAACGUAAUCAUUUGAUGACUGAUAAAGUUUACAAAUCUAAAAUGAAGAAGAAAAAAAUCAUGUUUUUUUCUUUUUUGUAAUUGUAGUGCUUCCUUGAUUUGAUCUAUGCACUGUAAGGAGGCAAAUGUCUCCGCUGUCCUCCACUUCCCCCCUUUUGACUAAUCUCUAACUCUGCCAUGCUGACUAUUUUGGCUUCUGCUACUGGCUGCUGCAGGCUCUGUUUGGUAGGCGUUUUAUACAUUAAGACCCCAACUUGGUCCCAGGAAAAGUUUCACCUCAAAUUUGUUUUUAUCCCCUUCGAACUAAAGCAUUUAUUGGAAGAACUCUCUUAAAUGUUGCACAGGUUGUGAACUGGGUUCAAAAUAUGUUCAAACAAGAAGGGCGUUUUGAGUUUGAUUUUAUUUGUAAAAAAUUCCUGCUGCAUGAUAAGGUUAAGGUCGUCAUUAUACGUCAUAAGGUUAGGGUUGGGUAAAAACGGGUGGUGUGUCAGAAGUGGAUAAAAGAUGAAGUCAGGAUAAGCAUUAGAUUAUCUAUGGAAAAGUAGUAGAACUAAUAGUUGAACACCAAUGCCGUUCCCCAGAGCUGACACUGACAUUUCUUUAAGUAACUGCCAAAUGUCCAUCCUGGAAAUAUUUCUUUGUGACGCCAUAGUAUAGAGGACUAAUGUUAAUAAAGUUCAUUGACGCUCACAUGGCUUCAGUCUGUCAAUUGUUUCUAAAAUACAACAAAUUGGGUAGUGCCAAAUUUCUUCACAGUGAUUCAGAACAGUCUCUCCAUUUAGAAAAUGGAAUGGUCCAUUUUUACAAAAAUGUUUGGCUUCAUUGGUUGAUUCCAGGUGAUUUUUUUCCACAUCAAGAGGGGUCUUGAUGUAUCUUUGAUAGGGUCCCAAUGAACAUGUGUCUGAAACAAGGCUGCAGCCUAACGACACCCCCCGAAUGCCACAGCCAAUGCAACAGUUACUGUUUACAUUUGGACUGCAGCAAGCAGGACUAAAAUGGGGAAAUAAAGUUGGUAGCCAAUUGGCGCUUUUAGUAAUGAACUCAGUAUGAAUUCAUCCCAUCCACACUUUGUCCUGACCAUCCCAGUCCAAUCUUCUCAUUAUAGGACAGUACUGUAAAUGGAACUAUUUGGAGUGUCCAGGAAUCCAUUUUUCCUGCUGGCAUUAGUGCUUGAUGUUUGGUUAGCUUGACAUUGGUUUCAGAGUACAAAGGAGAACAAGACCAAUUUGCUUUUCAUAGUCCAUCCAUGGAAUAUUGCCAUUGCAAGUAGACGAAUCUGCCGGUUCAAAUGGAAUGUAUUCAAGAAACUGAAUGUAAUCACCGUGUUUUCCCCAUUUUUGCUUGCCCAAAGAUUGUGGAGCUUUUUGGUGCUUUAAAAAGGUAGACUUGCUUAGUUAUCCGGUUGACUACCUGCGACUGACUCUGGCUUGUAGUGCAGUCUGGGUAGCGCCUAAUUUAUGCCUGACACAGCCAGUAGCACCCGCCGUGAAAAGGGAGAGAGCCUCCAAGUCUGCCAAUCCGGUGGCACCACAUCGCCACCUACAACACAGCCAGGGAACGAGCGAGGGAUGGGCUUGAAAGUAACGAAAAGUUUCGGACGAGAAUCCAAUUUCUCGUUUCGGAGGUACUGUAUCAGCUGAGCAUCUCUACCUCACAUCCAUUUAUCCCCGCUCCCCCUGUCCUUUUAUUUUCUUGUUCUACUGGAUGCUCUCCCCCUCCUCUUUUAUAAGUUUCACACUCUUUGUUUUGUUUUUUUGUCAGAAAUGCUCUCUCUGUAAGGGUUUCCCCAACUGAUGGGUGGUUAUGGGUCGUUUUGGGGUUUGUGUUGCUUUUUUAUGACUCCUACCACUAAGCCCCUUGUGACGGGAAUAAUCUCUCUCUUUCUCUAACUCUUUUCUUCGCUUGCCUCAUAACGGUUUUUAGCGUGUCCGUUUCUUGGAGUCUCGACCUUGUGUCCUUGUGUAACUGAGUGUUUUGUCUUUGUCUCGUGUUUGAGUCGGACACUGCUGACGCUUGCAGGUCAGUUAGGAGGGGACGGGAGGGGUUGAACAGUGGCUUAGUGGUUGGUUGGGUCCUUGAUGGCGCAUGGAGGGGAAGAUUCCCAGUCUUCUCCCCCUGCCCUCAUUUACUUGUUUUCUUCAGGGACACGCCAUCCCUACUGACUUCCCUGUUCCUCCUCUUCUUGCCCAGGAAUUUCAAUAAAACGCAGCCCGAUUUUUUUCUCUAACUUUAACUCAAAUCACUUUCUGUCUCUCGGUGGGUUCAAGGCCUUGUUUCCAGGUCUUCCCGAAUCCUUGGUAAACUCCCUGCUUUUUAACAGAUAAUCCCUCUCUACCCAUCUUCUUCCUUGUCCUUUCUCUAUCUAAUCAACUCCUUGGUAACACACACAAAAAAUUGAAUGUUUACAUUACUCGAUUCUCCUUUGACUUUAUUAGGAACGCACACUAAGUACAAAGGCGCCUUAUUCAGUGUUAAAAAAUAACAGCAAGUUAAGUGGCCUCGAGAGAUGCACCUUCUCCAGGCUCACUGAUGUCCAAAACUAACAAAAACAAUUUAGUGCUAUACAUACUGAUUGAGAAACAAGGUGUAAACUUUUAAAAUGGGAAAAAAAUCACAAACUUUAACUAAACUAAUCGCAAACAACUGAAUGAGUAUUUGUGCUUAGUAUGUAUACUACUAAAAAGUGAGAGAAUGUGCUGGUUUACAUAUUAAAAAAAGAAAAUAUAAUAUAUGAAUAUAAAAUGUGUAUAUAGCACUAUGCCUCGUUGUAAACAUAAAAUGUAUUGUGUGUUCUUUUUUAAAGGUGGCGGGUCACAGUUGAUUGCUAAUCAAACAGGAGAUGGUCAGGUCGGUUUUGCUCCAUUGAGUUCAUGUUUGUUCAGUACAGGGAGGAAAUUAAGGGAAAAAAAUUAAGUUGAAAUGACUUCACACAAAGUCCAACACUGUUGUAAACGAAAGACAAAAAAGAUACAAGUAUCCCUUUAGACUAUCACACUAGAAGGUUCUAUUUCUUUGCUGUUUAUGAAAUGAGUAAAUAUUUUUUAAUGUUUUUGUUUCUGUUUUUUUAAAAAGCAAUUUGAAAUGCAAUACAUAAUAAUCUUAUCUUUAAGACAGCCUUUCCGAAAAACUGAGGUAAUAAUGUACAGUGUAUGGUUGGUUGUUGAACUACAACACAGGCAAUCUUUGAGCAGCGGAUUCAAUAGGCUACUGUACUGUAUGUAGACUGCUGUUAAACACAAAAAAAAAAUCAUAAAAACAAACUACAGAAAGAAUGUGGUCAGUUGUGUCGUAAACACAUAACACGUAUACAAAACAAAUUGUACUAAUAUACUCUUGCACAAAUAACGUCCCAAGUAGAGAAAUAUCUUCACAAUAUUUUCUUCUCAUUGAAAGGAAGCUGUUGUAACUAUGUUAUUACCACAUUCGAUGGUGCACAGGUUGGUUCAAAUCUGAGUUGCAUUGAACACUCACUUGUAUUACGGUAACAGCUAAUAACUAUACAUAUACGACUCUGGUAAAGGAAUGUGGGAGGGAGGCAAAGAAGAAAAAAAAUACAGUUGUCGCUGGUUUGACCCAGUUAAAGUUUCAGACUAGUUGAUACAGAUGCUUCGCACUGUAAAAAUCCCAGUUUCACUGCUGCACCUUUACUUCAUCCCAAAAAGGAAGCAUUUGGAUUAAAUCAAUUACAAUCAAAUGCAAGUUACAGAACGGUAUAAUGGUACAACUAGCUUAGAGUUUUGUGUUUGUAAAAUAAUGCAAUACUUAAGCAGGAUAGAUGCAAAAUAAAGCACGAAGGCAGCCUAUCAAAUUUGUGAAUUUCGAAAAAGAAGAGGGUGUAUGUUUCUUUACUACCUGAGGGGAUGUGACAGGCAAGAACGGGUUGGAGAUCAAUGGUGUGAAUGGGAGCCUUCAAACCUGUGUGGAAAAUGUUUAGUUUUUCUUACUGAUGACCAAACUGUUACCUUAAAAACACUUUUAGUAAGCAAAUGUUAACUUUUUGCUGACCUAAACUAUCUGUUUGGCCUUUUCGUGGAGGAAGAGCGUACACAGCUUCUACAUGCAAUCCAAAAUUCAGACUUCCACUGACUCGAGGAAAUGUGAGUGCGCAGUAUGUGGUGGGAUUUCUACAGUGGCUGCUGCUGUGCCUGUGAGGGUUCCUCCAUUGUUAUAGAGGUUAUUGACAUCAAAACAACCCAAUUUUUCAUCCUGGCAAGCCUUAAAAAUCAAUCGGGGAGGGGGGGAACGAAGCUACCACUAGCUUUUAUUAUUACUGUCUGAACUCCUUUCCAAUCCAAUGUGGUUUAUUAUUAAAUAAUUACUGACGUAAUUAAAACUUUUUUCAAUAGCCAUAUUAUAAAAAGGUAUAUACAUAUAUAUGAAUAUAUAUUUGUGUGUUUGUGUAGAUAUCUAGAUGAUUAUAUACUUUCUUAUAGAAAACUUUGAUGUUGACCAUUCUCCUCAGUGUUUUGAGAACAAGUUGACACAUCUCAACAUAAUACCGCUGUCCACUUGGUCUAGGUCCUAGGUCGAUGGACAACGAAUCCAAAUAAUAAAAAAAGUUAGAAAAAAAAAACCUUCCAAAGGGAAUUACCCUCGUCAGAAUGCAAUACCUUUCUUUCCACUCUUCAUUUCAAAAGAAUGGAAAAUGGCAAGAAAACCAUAAAACUUGAUAGGCAAGUUGACCAAAAAAUGUAAUUUCAACAAUAAAGAGCGUGGCUCGUGUAAAAUGUGACAUUUUCGACGGCCACGUCAGAUUAAGUUUUAUAGAUGUGAUGUUUCCAAUGCCAUGGCCCACUAAAACACUUCAUUGUUUUUCUUUGUCACUUACUGUUUCUUAAGUUCAGAAAACAAUGUAUCUGUCAGCUAGCUGCACCAUCAAAUUAGCCCCUACCAGGACAGGAGUGCUUGCAAUACCGGCCUGAUUCUGGAUUCCACUUCCGUCUUUGAUCUGCAAAUGUGUCACAUUUCAACAUCAAAAGUUGUACAAUACACAUAAAAUAAUGGGUAAACCGUCAAACUUGAUGGCAACAGUGAUGUCAAAUAGGCACCAAGUAGGGACUGCAAACUGUCAAAAUCUGCUAAAUGUGAGUGGGUGUUUUUUUUGGUGGAGGAAAAUAUUUUGACAUAAAAGGGCAUACAUUGUUUUUGUGGUUUUUCAUUACUAUUGAUUUUAUUGUCUAUUUACAUCUAAUAACUAUCAAAUUCACAUAAAGGAUUUUUUUCUUUUUUAACUUAGUUUUUGGUAAAAACAAAAAAGGUAAAUACUGCUAGUGAGAUUUUAUAUUUUUACAUAUGUUGGUUUUAUUUUGUUUCUUCUUUUUUUUUUAUUUAUACGCCACUUAGUUCGGAUGUCUUCAAAUGGUGUUAUUUUCUCCGUUUUUGUGUGAUUUCAUAUGUCUUGAGAAUGUGGAGACAAAGGCAUUUCAGUAUUUUUGAAUUGUUAAAAUCUAGUUUCAUAGAAGCGGAAGUAUCUGAUGUUAUAAAUUAUAUUUUAAUUCAUGUAAAUAGUUUAAAACAGAAGACUAUGGCUUCCUUUUAAACUGAAUACAUUUCUCUUCAGAGAUUGUUUACAUUAUGAAACUGUAGAGAUGUGCUCCUCAUAUACUGUAUAAAAGUACAUAUAUUCAUUGAUUUGCCUCCAAAAAAUAAAAUCCUAAUGAACAGCA